UAUCGGGGAGAUCUGGGUUGCAUCUUCUGAGGAAAGACGCAUUUUUGUUACUCCUCUAAACCUUAAGGGGAGUUUUUAGCUUUUGGUCAGCGAGUGGUUCCUGGAAAACAUCUGAAUCGUUUUAUAACCAAACACAGCUGCCGAGCCAGUGUAUGUGUGUGUGCGUGACAGUGUGCAUGUGUGUGUUCAUCCGUAUGUGGAAGAGGGAGAGAGAGUGAGGGUAUCUGUUUGCUUCCCUUUCCAAAACGGAAAGAAAGAAAAAAGUUUGGUCGUCUUUUUCUCCCAGUAACUUUUUUUAGGCAUGAACGCCGAGACGUGCGUCUCAUACUGCGAUAUGACAUCCAUGGAUUCAUAUUAUAGCCCCUCUGCACCGCAAGGUAGGGAUCAUCAGACGAACCCGUUUAGGACAUUCCAAGUAAGUGACAACAAAUACAGCCCCACUUUCCUGCCAAACAAAGGUCAGGCUUACGGAGAAAAGUCUCGGAGCCCAUUCCAACAGGAGUGUCAGUCAUUGGAUGCCACCGCUGGAGAAGGCACCUUUAACAAAUACCACCUCUUCAUGCAGAGGUCUUCUUGCAAAACCCCCCCCGAAGGAGGCAAACUGCACCAAGAAAGCGGACACAACGGAGCGCUCAUUCCCUGCUAUGGUAAAGACAGCUCAGGACUGACAGACUCUGACCUGACCCCGAACUCUGACCCCUCUGGGAUGGACGGCAGCUACCUGAGUGUGAAGGAUCAAGGCGUGAAGGGCCCCUCGGACCGACCAGGCUCGGAUAUGGCCGGCCCCAUGGACAAGGGCGAGGGUGAGAGCAACAAGGGCAAGAAGAGGCGUAACCGCACCACCUUCACCAGCUACCAACUGGAGGAGCUGGAGAAGGUCUUCCAGAAGACCCACUACCCAGAUGUGUACGCCCGCGAGCAGCUGGCCCUCCGGACUGACCUGACUGAGGCCCGGGUACAGGUGUGGUUCCAGAAUCGCCGAGCCAAAUGGAGGAAGAGGGAGCGCUUUGGUCAGAUGCAGCAGGUCAGGACACACUUCUCCACGGCGUACGAGCUGCCUCUUCUAGCCAGACCUGAGAACUAUGCACAGAUACAGAACCCAUCAUGGAUUGGUGGCGGCAGUGGAGCGUCUCCUGUACCAGGCUGUGUAGUGCCCUGUGACUCAGUCACAUCCUGUAUGACCCCUCACCCUCACUCCGGCAGCGGCGUAUCUGACUUCCUGGGCGUCCCGAACCCUGGGGGUCACAUGGGACAGACACACAUGGGCAGCCUGUUUGGGGGUCCUGGCAUGGGGUCAGGGAUCAACGGGUAUGAUCUGAACAGCAUGGACCCGGACCGCAAGUCCUCCAGCAUCGCCGCCUUGCGUAUGAAGGCCAAGGAGCACAGUGCAGCCAUCUCCUGGGCAACAUGAUGCUUCAACAGCAGCAGGACAGGGGCCUCUGGGAACCCCAUCACGUCCAAACCAAGCCAAAGCAGAGAGGGCGGCCAGUCUGUGCUAAAAUAACAGAAAUAUUGAUAAUCUAAAAUAAUGAUGAUGAUAAAAGCCAUAGCAAAUUGCUGAAGAGGAGAGAAAAGAGACUAACAAAUCUGGACAGUGCACUUCUUUAUUUUGUGUCUCUGAUGGGAGAGACCAGUGGACAUCAGAGAUGAACAAAAGUCAUUCAGUCAGUCAGUCAGUCAAUCAGUCAGUCAGUCAGUCAGUCAGUCAGUCAGUCAGUCAGUCAGUCAGUCAGUCAGUCAGUCAGUCAGUCAGUCAGUCAGUCAGUCAGUCAGUCAGUCAGUCAGGUAGUUAAAGCAUGAGGUGAGAGGCAGGAAAUCAAGAAUCAGACCUAUCCUUAAAGAGACAAAUGAAUUGGUUGCUUGUUGGAAACAAUGUGCUGGUUAUACAGUAGCUAUAAACUAAAACACAACAAAAAUGACAAAAAAGCUGAAUAGAUUUGAACCAAUCCCGGCACUUAUUCAGUUAAUACAGGUAAUGCUGUUUGUACAGAUAUUGAUAUGCGUCUGCUAACACACCUGCUAGUGAGAGUCAACAGCUUUUUCUGUUCAGAUGUUAUCAUACUUUCUUGUUUUCCGGUAUUUAAAUGUUAAGUGUGUAUUUCUUUAUUCAUUUUGAUCCUGGUUUUGUCACAGAAUCCCUUGUCCCUUUCUGUCAGACGGUGUGCGAAUGCAACUAACCACAUAAACUGCAAACUGAUAUUCACAUAUUUACAUACAUUCGGCCUGAUUUGGGUCUGCGUGUACAUUUGGGUUUCCUAAGGUCAUUUUGGUCAGCUUCACUUCAAGGAGAGGGGUGUAGGUAACGGUCAAGCCCAAAGCCGAUCCAUCUCUGUCAGACUAACUGAAGGAAUGCUGAUAAAAUCAGUCAUAUUCUUCAGUUUGGGAAAGAGGUCAACCAUUUCAAAGGUAGCUUACUGUUUCUGGUAUGCAUGGUCAGCACUAGCAUACUUUAGGUUGGUGCUGCCUUCCAACACUUAAAUGUCAGAUAUCAAUCCAGGUUUGUUUAAGUGCGGGCAGACAGAGAGCCCUACUUGCACCGCUGAUGGGCCGUCACUGAGCCAGAGAGGGACGGGGACGAGGAAGUGGUGUGUGUGAGUAUGAGAGAGAGGCACAGCAGGCCUGCUGGGGCCUACAGGGUCUGGGAGCACCAGACAGGCUCAGCUCUGUUUGCAGGAGGAGAUUCAAAGUGGACAUGCCAUUUCCUCCCUUGGCAUUUCCUCACCUCACAUUUCCACCUAGGGAGUUACAGGAAAAGUGCCCUCCAGUCCCAUUGCCAGAGAUAACACCCAGCGGCAGCCUUGAACAGCAGAGAGGCAGUGUAGAUUAUAUAGACAGUUUUGAGGGAGGAUAAUAAAAUGGUGACUAACGCCGUCAAUGUUGACCACUAUCUCUUUUCAUGCAAAGCCUCACUGUAGUGGGAUGGAAUUCUCAAUGGAGAACCUUUGGUGCUGUUGUUAGACAUAUUACUUUCUCUCCACACAAAAUAAGCCGUCAGUCAGUUUAUACUGGGAACCCCAGGUCUCUUUCCACUUGGAGAAGACUUGUGAAGUGAAUCCCUGUGAAACCGUUUGUUGAGGCAGAGGAGGGCUGUGAAUUGGCUACAGGUCAUGAUGGACUUGGGGGAACGUGUACUGCACAACUUUAUUCCAUCUCUCACUCACGGUUUAUUUUCCUCUUGGAGAGAGCCGUCAGUAGGCACUUAGCAGCUCCACUCUGUUCCAAAACCAAUGUGCUCUUAUGCAUCUCUUAGUCCCAGAUGCAAUGUAUGUAUGGCCUUUCGCUGUUAGAGACACAUGUAAGUUCAAUGCUGAAUUUCCUGAUGGUGUGUAAAGAAUGUGGAGAGGCUGCAUCCCAUGAGAGAGGUGUCAGUGUAGCAGGCUGUCAUAAAGACUGGAUAGCACUCUAGCAGAGCUCUGAAAGACCUUACUUCCAUGUUUGCAUCAACAUGAUCACUUUACCAAUGACAGUAGAGGUAUGUUGUUAGAAAUUCCUCAUUCUCCGCGGUCAGCUGUCCUCCUGACAGCUUUAGCAUGACGACUUGAGUUGAGCAGGCUGAAUUUUGAGCCUGGCUUCAUUAACUCUUUGGCAUGGGGUCUGAGCAGGACCAUUUCAAGAAAAAACACCAGCAUGCCAGGAUGAGGAUCCGAUUACAGCCCCCCGGCAACAAACAGAUCACCCCCCCCCCUAUAGUCCCCCCGUCCCUGGCAACAAACAGAUCCCCCUGUCCCACCCCUUAUAGCCCCCCCAGGGAACAACCGGAUCCCCAGUCCCUGCACCUCAGUGUGGACAUGGAACAAUGUGGGGGGGCAAACUGUAUUCCGUGCUUUCAAUGGCUCCAUGUCACGAUUUGCGGAGGUGACAGCAAUAGUAGACGUGUUCCAUCAUCUUAUGCAUUAUGAGCUUUCUGUUUUCCCCAAGGUUCCCAUUUGGAUCAAGUCAAAACAAAAGGUCUCAUAGAUUUGAAGCCAAAUAUGAUACCCCAUGCACCUUAAGUGUAGAAUCCAUCUCUAAUUCCCUAACACAAGCCUCAUUAUUUCCCCUUUCACACGGUAGCUCUACUAGGAUAUUGUGGUAUGUACGAUCCAGGAUGAACCGUCAGUAUCUACACUAGGUAGCUCUACUAGGAUAUUGUGGUAUGUACAAUCCAGGAUGAACUGUCAGCAUCUACACUAGGUAGCUCUACUAGGAUAUUGUGGUAUGUACGAUCCAGGAUGAACUGUCAGUAUCUACACUAUGUAGCUCUGCUAGGAUAUUGUGGUAUGUAUGAUCUAGGAUGAACUGUCAGCAUCUACAAAUAAUGGGUCAGAAACCCUUUCCAAAUGACGACUCAGAUUGGAUCCAGUUAUACAUGGCAGUUCAAGCCUGAUGCAUGAACAUACUGCUGACAACAUGGCUUGUCUCUGUGUUUGGAGGUGCUCUUCUGAGAUUUGGAGAUGGGGCCCCUGUGCUUUCAUAGGCCGCUCUAAGGGGUUGCUGGGAGUGCGAACGGGCCACGGCGUUCCGGUGUUCUGGGAAAAGAACAGUGCACACAGCUGCGCUCUGGGGAUAAAUGCAAAACAAACAUGCCUUGCACAUGCUUCUCCUCAGCUGUCAUGGCUCCAUUUUCAAAGAAGCCCCCACACUGCACUAGGGCUCUCCCUCUCGCUCCUCUGGCCGAAUGCCUGCCCCUCCGGCACUACGGCCAUACACAGCCGCACAGCCAGGCUGCAGCCUUUUUAAUUAACACGGGGACAUCUGUGGACAGGGAUUCUUUCUGGGAUUGUGUGACAGAACAGACAGAUCCGCCAGUGGCCCUGUGCUUCAGGUUGGCCUAUAGCUGUCUCUGACUAGGGCUUGUAGGGUUUACAGUGCUGGGUUGGGUGCUUCUCAGAGCUCAAACACACAUGAAGCUCAGGUCGACACAGUUGAUUUGUUUACCUUUUUCGACAUGUUUUUGAAAACGUUUUAAGUUCUUUAUUUAUAGACAUGUUCUGUUAUCUGCAGUUCUCUAUGGAUUGAGAAGGACAAAACCGAAAGCUCAGUGUUAAAGACUGCAGAAACGUAGAAGCCCAUAUGAAGCAUUCUUGGAUGAAUCACAGGUUAAUAUGUAAAUAUUCUCUUUCUCAUCUACCCUAAUCGAGGCACAGCUUGCCUUUGGGCCUUAACUGAUCAGAUAUGCAGAAUUUAAGUAGUUGCAAAAAAGCUUGUAUAUCAGCUCAUUCUGUUGUAGCCUGCAGGGGUCCCAGUCUGUCCCUCCGUGAUGAUGUCACCUUUCACACCACCCCUAUCAUUUCUAAUACUACUGAAGCAGGGCAAUAAAAAUAAGUAAAUACUUAUUAUAAUAUAAAACUGUGUGUUGUGUGUGCAUGUAAAAAAAAUAUGUUUUAAUGUAAAUUGGACUGAUUUACAGUAAUCUACAAAGACUCUUGAAAUGUUACUAAUUUGAUGUAAAGUAUUGCUUUAUCUUUGUGAGAUACUUGUAGGUUGGUUUUUGAGUGAUCCUUCUGAAGGGGGUGGGUGUUCUUGGUUUGUUGAGUUUCCAAGUAUUUUGAAAGCUUUUUGUGGCUUUAAGCUAUAUUGUACGGCUUUUUAAUAAUGAUGGUAUACUUUUACUUGUGUUCAUGUUCUCCUAUAUAUUUUGUGUGAGUUACUAUAGUACAGUAAGUUAUUGCACUUACAUAAUAUUUUUGAAAAUUGUUUUACAAGCAUUGAGAGCAAAACUGUUCAUCACACUUAUUUAAGAAACACACACACACACACACAAAACCGCAUCAACUACAAUUUUUUUAAAUGGAUAACUGAAGUGGAGCUUCAAUUGUCAUUAGUAAUUUCAUAUAGUUCCCGCCAAUUAUUUAAAGGUCCAAUGCACUCCAAAACGUGAUUUUCCUGCUUUUAUAUAUUCCACACUAUGAGGUUGUAAUAAUACUGUGAAAUGGUGAAAAUGGUGGGAUGGAGUUUUGGUCUGCCUGGUGUCAACACCAGAGUUACAACCUGCUCUGCCAAUAACAGCUGGUGUUCAGUUCUCCCCUCCCCAUUCAGACCAUUCCCAGACAGUCGAGCAAAAUUCUUGCUUGAGAAAUUGCUCUUUGCUAAAAAGUUAUUUUUGCUUCUUUUUGACCAUUUUAAUUGAAAUCACAGUAAGGUACUUUACUGUUACCCUGAAAUAAUUCUACAUUGCAAUUAGAAAGGCUGCAUUAGACCUUUAAACAAACAAAACACAUUUAGUCAAAGAGGUCGGCGCUCAAUAUUUGACAAUCUUUCUAUGCUGUUGUGUGGUGGGAAUGAUGCUACUGCAGAACGAUUCCUACUCUCACGGAAACGUCCUACAUUUAAAGACUGGGGAUGUUUUUAGGAUGGCAAGACUCUCAGAGGAUUCAUUAAGAGUAGCAGUUUUCACAAUGUCCUGCAGCAAUGGACAACACACGUAAUAACGUGUGUGGAGAUUUUUGAGAUUCUGGUGUUGUUUUUACUGAUGUCUAUAUAAUUAGGAUGGAGGGGUGGGAGGGCCUUCAAUAAAAAUCUAGUGUAAAAAAAGAAACACAUCCAUCUUCUUGCAUUUACAUAUCAUCUACCUCAUAUGUACCAUGAUUGCAUCAGUGGCAGUGACAGCCUAA
This is a messenger RNA of Oncorhynchus gorbuscha (pink salmon), 6593 nucleotides long. RefSeq names its product homeobox protein aristaless-like 4. The coding region runs from base 302 to 1411 and encodes 369 amino acids. Gene Ontology annotation, molecular function: RNA polymerase II transcription regulatory region sequence-specific DNA binding; DNA-binding transcription activator activity, RNA polymerase II-specific. The transcript is spliced from 4 exons. The record is from RefSeq and is a predicted model, not a curated record. NCBI's taxonomy places the organism in Eukaryota, Metazoa, Chordata, Actinopteri, Salmoniformes, Salmonidae. Gene Ontology annotation, biological process: regulation of transcription by RNA polymerase II.